Messenger RNA from Triticum turgidum subsp. durum (durum wheat), 423 nucleotides. NCBI's taxonomy places the organism in Eukaryota, Viridiplantae, Streptophyta, Magnoliopsida, Poales, Poaceae. The record is from the annotation of a GenBank genome assembly.
AUGGCUUUCCACCUAAGAUCGAUAAGUUUGCCUUCUAGGCCUCACAUCAGUGAGACGGAAGUCGAACAAGAGCUGCUGAGCCUAGAGGCUAGCAUCUCUUCCUCCAUUACCAUCGGCACAAUGUGCGAGGGUCUUAUGAGGCUUGGAAACAUCUACAAUGGUGUUGAAGAAAUCAUUGGCCUACCAAGCAACCAAGUUUGCUCCGCCCAGGAGAGGAAGAUGUUGGAUGGAGAAAUGGAAGGUUCUCUCGAGCUAGUAGAUCUCUGCAGCACCAUGCAAGAGAUCUUCGUCGAGAUGAAAGCCAUUAUCCAAGAGCUGCAAGUGGCACUAAGAAAAGGAGAUGAAGAAGCUUCUCAAGCCAAGAUCCAGUCUUACACUCUCUUGACGAAGAAGGCCAAGAAACAUUUCAAGAAGACCGCAUAG